Molecule: messenger RNA, 2911 nt
Organism: Pecten maximus
Lineage: Eukaryota; Metazoa; Mollusca; Bivalvia; Pectinida; Pectinidae
Exons: 9
Coding region: 1-2775 (924 amino acids)
Biological process (GO): sodium ion transmembrane transport
Cellular component (GO): membrane
Molecular function (GO): ligand-gated sodium channel activity
Source: RefSeq, a predicted model, not a curated record
AUGGUAGAAAAUGGUGCUGUAAUGAGCUAUGGAACAACAGACUUCCGGAAGAAUUACAGACUUACAGACAUGGAUGACUCACAGCAAAAUCCGUCGAAGGAACGGAACAGUGUACAGUGUCCGAAUCAAAGUUCCGGUUCGAACAGGAAAGAUUCAGUGUACAGAAAAUCACCUUUGAACGUGACACUGACGGAGUUUUUCGACUCCACAACUCUUCAUGGUCUUCGAUUCAUCGCCAUGAGCGAAUCAUUCCUCCUCAGACGUGUGAUGACUUUCCAGAUCGUAGACAGAAUUAUGUAUUACUAUGAAAACCCGGUCAAUGUCAACGUCAAGGUCAACUACAACCAGUCGCUGUAUUUCCCUGCGGUCACUCUGUGUAACCAAAACACAUUCAGAGCUACGGCCGCGACAGAUCAGGAGUUAUAUCGACUGAUCGAGGCUGUGUACCAGAAAUCCCUCAAUAGUUUCAAUGUAUCAGAGCUAGAUGUGUACAACGCCUCCAACCUCGCCAUCAAUGACUUAUUUUGGCUUACAGGACACAAGAAGAACAACUUUAUUGCCAAGCAAGUAUCACGGGUAUGUACUUGGGGUGAUUUACCUUGUGGUCCCGAAAAUUUCACAACUGUACUUACAGACCAUGGGCCCUGCUAUACUUUCAACUCUAACACAGACCCUUCCUCAGUUCUGGUAACCUCAUCUUCAGGGUCCGAUGCAGGCCUCCGCUUGCUGUUGAAUGUUGAACAGUACGAAUACAUGCCUGGUCCCAGUAGCGCAGCAGGCGUCAAGGUCCUCGCGCACGGACAGCAAGAUUUGGCCCGGGUCAGAGAACUUGGUAUAUCCGUCCCCACUGGCACACAUACUUUUAUUGGACUUCAAGUGAUAGCACUUGAGAACCUACCUCCUCCACAUGGACAGUGUAGUGAGAAGGGCCUGACUUACUUUGACUAUUAUACAUUCGACUCCUGUCACCUGGAAUGUUUAAUGACAUAUACUGCCGGAAAGUGUGGUUGUCGUGACUUCUACAUGCCAAGCGUUGAUAUGCUGUUGGUACAAACCGGAAGUCAGCAGUGCACAUGUCCAACGUCUUGUAAAUCACUUAUGUUUGAUCCCACUUUGUCAUAUGCUACCACUUCCCGUCAUGCAUUGGACAAGAUUCUGAACAAGGUCAUCACUUCAGAGAUGGCCAAUGAUCUAACGCGAGCAAGGGAGAUAACCAACCGCAUGGAGAAGGAAAAGCUGGAGAAAUUCCAAGCCGUCAUGCUCGCCGUAAACGAUUCUUUAACAUCAGUGAAAACACUAACACAUAAAGACAUGAGAAAGAGAAUCGCAAAACAGAUAGAAAAUGUGGAAAAGGUAUCGGAAAAAAUGAUGAGUAUCUGGAAAAGGAAAGAUUUCCUUGAUAGAUAUCAGGAAUACAACAUCAGACGAAACUUUAUGCGAGCAAGAGACGCAAUGGAAGAAAGGACAUUAAAUCUUCCAUGUUUUGGUUUCCAUGAGUUUAUUUUUGCUACGGAGACGUAUCUAAAGGAUUUAGUUUCAGAUGUAUUUGAGAGUAAUUUGGACAGAAGAACAAUUCUUUAUACCAUAAUAGGUGCUAAAAUAAAUAAUCGUAUUGAAACUGUCAAGCGCGCUCUCUCCAAUUAUACCGAACUGUACGAGGCGUACCAAACAGGGACACCCUUGUUUGGGUAUACAUUUUUAAGGGUGCCUAGAACACACAAUGCCAUGAUAGUACCCAAAAUACUCCUUAAAGCUUCUCUUACCCAUAAUACUUACGCUAGGUUAUAUAGCCGGCUCCUGAGGAAUAAUAUCGAGAAUCUCAUUGGUAGUUUGCGUAAAUACCUCGAGUUACUGAACGAAGUGAUGCAAACAAACAGUCUUAACAUCACAAGGAUGCUCUCUAUCAGCAGAGAACACGGCAUAUCUUGCCUGAGAUUCUAUCACAGCAAGAAUGUAUUUUACUACGAAAGUUUAGAGAGGCCUUUAAGAGUGAUUAUAAGGCGACGAGACAACUUUAAGAAAACAAAAACACACUUUAUGGCGACGAUCCAGAGCAUAACGGACAAUUUGUUGCAAUUGAAGGAUUCUCUUGAAAAUUUGUCAAAGUCGACUCUAAAUGUUCUUUCGGAUCUAGUUGAUCGGGCUGUCAAUUACUUCGAGGACGCAUCCAUAAGAAAGCUCGAUGUUGCGAGAAUGGCGCAAGUGGAAAAGGUACAUACUGCUUCUGUAAAUUUAAAGAUGUUUUUCCAAGAGGUCAGAAAUCGUGGCCAUACAAUAUACGAUGGCUGGACUGCCUUGAUCCCAAUAGGAAAGUCCAUCUGGAAGACGAUUUUAGAUGAUGAGGAAAUGAUGGAGUAUUAUACAUACAGAAAUAUGACCAGUUUCUUGGAAAAUAGUACAGAGGUUUCCUAUGAACUUGAAAAUAACUAUACUUUACAUCGAGACACAAAUGAUAUACGGUUUAUAGUGGGUCUUACGGACACCCUUUUCCAUAGAUCGAUGGAUCAGAUGCAGGAACAUCUGUCUAACUACGUGAUGUCAACCAAAGUGGACCAUAAUGUUAUCAUGGACAAUUACGUAGAGUUGGAUAUAUUUUAUAGAGAAAUGAAUUACGAAGAGAUCCGACAACAAAGGGCUUACGAUAUUUUCUCAUUAUUAUGCGAUAUUGGCGGAUCAAUGGGACUGUUUGUGGGAGCUAGCGUGAUGACCAUGUUUGAAAUCCUGGACCUCUUUAUCAAUCAUUCAGCAGAACGCUUACUGAGGCCAAAACGUUAACCACUCAGAGAAAUGAAAAUAUUUAGAUACGAGAUAAGAUUGCGUCUAUUUCAAUAUCAUGUCUAAAUAUUAAGGAAUGUUCUGAGAACAAACUAAACAUCUGAUUUCAAUUUUAGAAAGGUUGCAGCCUACCUAA